Messenger RNA from Nematolebias whitei (Rio pearlfish), 2491 nucleotides. RefSeq names its product zinc finger protein 395. The record is from RefSeq and is a predicted model, not a curated record. Gene Ontology annotation, biological process: regulation of transcription by RNA polymerase II. Lineage: Eukaryota; Metazoa; Chordata; Actinopteri; Cyprinodontiformes; Rivulidae. The coding region runs from base 92 to 1240 and encodes 382 amino acids. Gene Ontology annotation, cellular component: nucleus. Gene Ontology annotation, molecular function: DNA-binding transcription factor activity; RNA polymerase II cis-regulatory region sequence-specific DNA binding. The transcript is spliced from 10 exons.
UUGGACUCAUUCAGUGGCUGCAGACUCUUCUCUCCGAGCUGCAGUUUGUUUAUUUGUUUGUUUGUUUGCUUGGUUGUUGGACUGUGCAGACAUGAUACCGAAGACUCGUCUGGGGAAACGCUCGCCUUUUGGGUCACUGGUGAGCGAGACAGGAAAGACCAGCAUCCCCAUGGCAAAAGAGGCGGGGCAGCUGGGCAUCAGCAGGGUGAAAGGUCAUGCAGAUCUGAAGUAUGGAGGAGGUGAGGCUUCAGGUGUGCUCAUUCAGCUUGACGCCUCCGAUCAGCCUCCGCCUUACAUUACGUCUUUGCUGCCAGCUUCUCGGGCCUUUGACAGAUCAUCCUGCAUCAACGUUCCCAAAAGUCAGAGAAACCGUCCAGAGGUGGACAUGGACGAAUUGAUGGCAGCCAUGGUGCUCAGCAGCCUGUCCUGCAGCCCACUGCCACCGCCACAGAGCUCCGCCCACCGAGAGGCUGCAGCUCCGUCCAUGGACUGUGGCGGGGCCUUUGAGUUCUCCGACAGCGGCAGCAGUGGCUACUGGAGUGUCGGCCACGCCCCUGAAAGCCCCGCCUCCUCUUCCCCGGUCGCAGAGCCUGACAGUGGUACAGCUACACCCCCUGAUGAGGGCUUGGACAUGGAGCUGGAUCAGGUUCUGUUUGAGGACCCAGCGCCGCGAAAACGCAGGAACUCCCUGAAGAUGGCAUACAGGUGUUUGUGGCCAAGCUGCGAGAAGGUGCUAACAUCCGUGGUGGGAAUCAAACGUCACAUCAAGACAACUCACCUGUGCCACGGCAGUGAACACGAGGAGGACUUUUACUACACCGAGAUAAACCAGCGCCAGUCUUCUCCCACCUCACCGCCCUCCUCCCCAUCUUUGCCUCCCUCACCCCCUCCACCUUCCCCUCCAUCUCCUCCCACCUUCACCUGCAGCGUUCUGAGUCGCUCCGCCCCCUCUCCCACUGGCAGCUUCUGGCAGGUCCAAUCAGAGCACUCCUACCAGGCUCUGCCCCCAACUCAUGUGGUGUCUCUGGCAGCCCCGCCCACCACCUGCAGCAGACAGGGCGUGGCGUUCAGAGUGCGUUCGGUCAGCGUGGGAGAGCAGUGGCUGCAGAAUCACAACACCCCCUGCAGGAGGAUUCGCAACGAGGCCAAGAAGUGCCGUAAAGUGUACGGCAUCGAGCACAGGGAGCUGUGGUGCACGGCGUGCCGCUGGAAGAAGGCCUGCCAGCGCUUUCUGGACUGACUGACCUGAGGAACAUCUGCUGAGAGAGAUGAGACCUGAACAGAGAAGAAAGAGUUUACCUGACUCAUGUUUUGUAUGUUCUUCUAGUGUAGUUUAUCUUUUGACUCGUUAAAGAUGUUCCGAGGCUUUGAAGAUGCCUUUAGCAAAGAAACUUGCCGUCACAGUAAGAUAGUGUCCAGUGUCCAUCAGGACAGUAACGGUCAAAGUCCAGGGUCCAUCAGGACAGUAACGGUCAAAGUCCAGCUUCUAUCAGGACAGUAACAGUCAAAGUCCAGGAUCCAUCAGGACAAUAACGUCAAAGUCCAGGGUCCAUCAGGACAAUAAUGGUCAAAGUCCAGGGUCUUUCAGGACAGUAACAGUCAAAGUCCAGGGUACAUCAGGACAGUAACGUCAUAGUCCAGGGUCUAUCAGGACAGUAAAAGUCAAAAGUCCAGGAUCCAUCAGGACAGUAACAUCAAAGUCCAGGGUCCAUCAGGACAGUAACGUCAAAGUCCAGGGUCCAUCAGGACAGUAACAGUCAAAGUCCAGGAUCCAUCAGGACAGUAACGUCAAACGUUGACCUGGUGUCAUAGUUAAUCAAAUGGCUCUCUGUCCAGGGUCCAUCAGGACAGAGUCAAAGUCCAGGGUCCAUCAGGACAGCUAACGGUCAAAGUCCAGGAUCCAUCAGGACAGCUAACGGUCAAAGUCCAGGAUCCAUCAGGACAGUGACAGUUAAAGUCCAGGGUCCAUCAGGACAGUGUCAAUUGACAGAGUCUAGAUUCUUUCUGGGUCACAACGAUUGAGUAGAGUUCAUCAUGUCUGGUCAUUCAGUCUGGUGUCUUCAAACAUUUUCACUUCAUACUUGGCGGAAACUGAAGUUUUUUGAUGGGAGUCCUGGGGGGAGUUUUGGUGGAGGACACUGAGGAAAGCUGAGAUCAAACCAACAACCGUCCAGUUGUCAUCUGUUCCUCUGAGCCACACCACACAGUUUAACUGUUCAGUCCUCAAUGGGCCAGAAUCUGAUGUAUUAUACUUUAAGCUUUCCCAUCAUUCCUUUCUUCGCAUGCUUGUCAGAUGAAUUUUCUUUCCUCACAUACAGUAUUGAUCUGGACAAUUGUUUACACUAAAUUAGUGAUCAAUAAGUAACCUGAAAAAUGUCUUGUUUGUUUCCCCUGCAGCACACCUAAACAAAAUUAGCUGAGAUUAAAAAAAAAAUUGUUGAUUGUUUUUUCUACAUGAUGUAAAUGUUGGAAUAAACGUGUUUCAAAAUGG